AUGAUCUUGACACUGCUGUUUGGCCUGGGGGGGGCCCUGAGGUGGGGACUGUUGGGGGCCUGUGCCCAAGGUCCUGGUACCAGGUUCUCUGGCCCACAUGUUCCCACGCAGCCUGGGGACUGGGAUGCAGAAGCCGAGGAGCCCGACGGGGAUCCAAACAGACGUAACUGGUGCCCCUACCAGAAGUCCAGGCUGGUCACCUUUGUAGCUGCUUGCAAAACAGAGAAAUUCCUCGUCCACUCACAACAACCGUGUCCACAGGGGGCUCCUGACUGCCAGAAAGUCAAAGUCAUGUAUCGUGUGGCCUCCAAGCCAGUGUACCAGGUGAAGCAGAAAGUGAUGAACUCAGUGGCCUGGAGGUGCUGCCCGGGCUACACAGGCCCCGACUGCCAGCACCAUGAUCCCACAACACUCCAGUCGACAGAUCCACGUGAUGGUCACCAGGAACCUUGGGAAGCGCCAGUCAGCUCUGGACCUGGUUACCCACUUGCAGAGAUCAGUAAGGUGGUGGUACAGCAGGAACAGCAGAUAGAAGAUGUCCAGAAUGACCUUCACCAGAUGGCUGGCAGCCUUCUGGACCUAUGGACAAGUAACCUCACAAUGGCCACAACGGAGGCAAAUCAAACUGAGUUUGAGUUGCAGGGCAGAUCCUUGCAGCAAGUGCUGCUGCCCCACUUGGAGGCCUUUCUGCGAGAGCAUUUCAGCCCCAUUUGGAGGGGCUUCAAUGAAAGCCUGCACAGCCUUUCACAGACGGUAAGAAACCUGUCUAUUGACGUGGAGACCAAUCGUCAGGCCAUCCAGAGGGUCCAGGAGAGCACCGUGGACAGGGCUGACUUUCAGGAGCUUGGUGCCAAAUUUGAGAGCAAGGUGCAGGAGAACGCCCAGAGAGUGGGCCAACUUCGGCAGGACAUGGAGGACCGCCUGUAUGCCCAGCAGCUGUCCAUGCACCACUCCCUCAGGGAGGUGGAGGCCAACAUAGACACCAAGUUGAAACGGUUCCAUAAGGCCCAGGAGCUCCCGGGAGCCUCUGGCAGCCUGGUGGUGGUGCCUGACCUAGGGGCAAGAGCAAGGCCGGAGCCAGAGAGCCUGCAGGCCAGGCUGGGGCAGCUGCAGAGGAAUCUCUCCACUCUGCAUCUGACCGCAGCCCGCAGGGAAGAGGAGCUGCAGAGCGCCCUAGCGGCCCUGACAGACAUCAGGGCAACCCUGCGCCGGCAGGAGGACGAGAUCAAGGAGCUGUACUCAGAAUCCGAUGAGACCUUCGAUCAGAUCGGCAAGGUGGAGCAGCAGAUGCAAGAGCUGCUGGUCAACCACACUGGACUGCGUGAGCUUCGGGUGAUCCUGAUGGAGAAGUCGCUGAUUAUGGAGGAGACCAAGGAGGAGAUGGAAAGGCACCUCCUGGACCUCAACCUCACCCUCCAGCACCUGCAAGGCAGCCACGCGGACCUCAUUAAGUAUGUGAAGGACUGCAACUGCCAGAAGCUCUACUUGGACCUGGAUCUCAUUCGUGAGGGCCAACGGGACACCACCCGGGUCCUGGAGGAAACCCAGGUGAACCUGGAGGAGCGGAGCAAGCUGGAUAGCCCCGUGGUGCGUGCUCUGAGGGCCGCCUUGGAGGAUCUCUCCCUGGCCUUGGACAAACAGCGCACGGAGAGCCAGCAAGCGCGGUCCGACACCGCCCGGCUGCGUGGCCAGCUGCUCCAGGUCCUUCACGAGGUGGCCGCGCUGCAAGCGGCCGAGGAGCUGGCGCGCCGUGACCUCCGCCAGCUCAACAGCUCCUUUGAGGCGCUGCUGACCGACGCGCUGCGGCACGAGGCGGUGCUGGCCGCUCUUUUCGGGGAGGAGAUGCUGGAGGAGAUGGCCGAGGAGACGCCUGGGCCGCUGCCCCUGAACUAUGAGCAGAUCCGGCUGGGCCUGCAGGAGGCCGCGAUUGGGCUACACGACCAGGCUCAUGGCUGGACUGCCCUGGCCGCUCGGGUAAGCGAACUGGAGCGGGCGAGGAGUGACUGGCAGGACCGGGCUGGGCCUGGCACUGAAGGUCUGGAACCCAUUCACGAGGAGCCCCGUGAGGAGGGCGCUGGCCCUGGCCCUAGGAACCUGGCUGGACUGAAGGUGGAGCUCCGACGCCUGGGCGCCCAGGUCCAGCAGGCUGCGCGAUGCUGCGAAGCCUCCGGGGGCAUUGCUCUCAAUGACUCUCUUGAGGGUCUGCAGACUGCGAUCUCCACCACCCAGCAAGGUUUGGAGCGGCACCAGUUGCUCUUCCACAGCCUCUUUGGAAACUUCCAAGGGCUGGUGGCAGCCAAUUCCAGCAUAAACCUGGGGAAGCUGCAGGUCAUGCUGAGCAAGACACGGAACAAGAAGCAGAGAGACCCGGAAGCUCCCCAGACACGGAACAAGAAGCAGGCAGAGGCUUGGGCCGACACGCCAGGCAAAUACCGUGCCCUGGCAACGCUGAUGGAGGCAGACUCCCCUGUGGCCUUCUAUGCCAGCUGUUCCGAAGGGACGAUGGCUCUGCGGACUGUGAAGUUUAACACCACUCACAUCAACAUUGGCAGCAGCUACUUCCCUGAACACGGCUACUUCCGAGCCCCUGAGCGUGGGGUCUACCUGUUUGCAGUGAGCAUUGAAUUUGGUCCUGGGCCAGGCACUGGGCAGCUAGUGUUUGGUGGUCACCGUCGGACUGCAGUUUAUGCCAGUGGGGAGCAGACUGAUGGAAGCAUGGUAACAGCCUUUGCCAUGGCUGAACUGCAAAAGGGUGAGAGGGUGUGGUUUGAGUUAACCCAGGGGUCGGUGACAAAAAGAAACCUGCCAGGCUCUGCAUUUGGGGGCUUUCUGAUCUUCAAGACUUGA
Molecule: messenger RNA, 2847 nt
Organism: Chrysochloris asiatica (Cape golden mole)
Lineage: Eukaryota; Metazoa; Chordata; Mammalia; Afrosoricida; Chrysochloridae
Gene: MMRN2
Product: multimerin 2
Exons: 7
Coding region: 1-2847 (948 amino acids)
Biological process (GO): negative regulation of cell migration involved in sprouting angiogenesis; negative regulation of vascular endothelial growth factor receptor signaling pathway
Molecular function (GO): protein binding
Source: RefSeq, a predicted model, not a curated record